This is a messenger RNA of Tricharina praecox, 2884 nucleotides long. Its product is annotated as Rgp1-domain-containing protein. Bases 306 to 2753 code for a protein of 815 amino acids. Gene Ontology annotation, biological process: retrograde transport, endosome to Golgi. NCBI's taxonomy places the organism in Eukaryota, Fungi, Ascomycota, Pezizomycetes, Pezizales, Pyronemataceae. Gene Ontology annotation, cellular component: Golgi membrane; Ric1-Rgp1 guanyl-nucleotide exchange factor complex. The transcript is spliced from 5 exons. The record is from RefSeq and is a predicted model, not a curated record.
UGCGUUCUCCAUGUCCCAGGCACCACCUGCCGAGAGACACUGUGUGUCGUACCUUUGUCGCUACUUCCCCCAUACGUCGCCUUUCCGAUAAAGCACUAUUCGAGCGCUGCUCCGCGCGUAUCUCUGCUCCGCGAGCGUCUCCCUGGGCUCAACAACUAUGCAUUGGGUCGUCCAAUAGCUCCUACUCCGCGCUUCAACAACUGAGAUAUCGUCACGGGAACACCGGCGACGUCAACAACAACACCACCCACGGAGGAAAGGGAAGGAAAGGAAAGGAGACGGGCAGACGAAGUUAACCACCAAUAAUGAGCGACAUACGAGUCUUCGUCACAUUCCCAGGGUCGAACGCCGUUUUCGCCGGAGAGACGUUGGAAUGCAAGAUCACCUUCAAGAACACCGCUCAGAAGCCCAGCACAAGGGGACCGCCAUCUUCUUCGCAACUGAGCUCCCCCACCAGCAAUGGCUACGCCGUCGGAGGGCCACGGGUGCCGCUCGCUCCGCCGCUGCAUACCCGCUCCGAGCGGACGAGCCCGCGGCCGGCUUCAGCACGUCCACCCUCGGCCAACCCUAAGCCGACGAUCCAACAUACCGUUUCGACAGCGAAGUCGCCAGUAUUACCGUCCCAACCGCAAGGUACACCCAAUGUCCGUGCGAACCAGAAUCACAAGCACCAGCGAUCGAUUUCCAUCGUGUCGCUCAGUUCCGAUAUGGGGAGUGAAUGCGGGGGGCGAGGCCCAGGAACCAGAGAUGGAGUCUUACGGUCGCCGCCACCUCAGCAACGUCCGAGGGGACAUGGGAGGUCUGCAUCGCUGCAGAUAACUACGGGGAGACAGUCCUCCGUCACGAACGGAUCCAUUCCGCCUUCUGGUGCCUUAUUCGGGAGAGCUCCACAGAGCCCGCCGGAUCAUACAGCGCAAUCGACAAUGGGAGGAUUCUCAUUCCCGGUUAGAGGGUCAGCGCCCAGUGUCCCCGCGACACCGAUUUCGCCAGGAAGCCACGGGCGCUCAAAGUCCGUCAACAGAGCCUUUGAGUUCCCUCCUACACCGUCGCCGGGCACGGGCGAUCUCAUCGCGAUCCAUCUGAGCGGCGAAACUUCGCAAAUCGAGCUCAAAAGCCCGCUGGAAGACGAGCAACUGCAGGCUGCCCGGAUAAUAUCCGCGCAGAGCGUAUGCGGAGAGACACCGCGGUCCAGCGGGGAGUUCUACUCGAUGUCGAACAGCACGACGGAAACUCUGUUAUCCGAAUAUGACCCGAAAGGCCAGUCGCGACUCUUGCGACCUCACAACCGACGUCAUAGCUUAUUGUCGAUCGGACCCAAGGUGUCGGAAUCUUUGAUGAUGGGAUAUGCCCAUGUUAUUGGUUCUUUCACACUAGAUGGUUCCCUGAUACAAACGAGCAUUUUUGAAGACGUCAAGAGGAAGGGUGUUUUGGGUACGCAGAGCGGCGGCGGUGUGGUGGGGCUAGAGAAUAGCAAGAAUGAUGGCGGAUUUCUCAGUGGACUUGGAUGGGGAGGGCUAAGUGGCUUGCUCGGAGGCGGUGGCAUGAGCAGUAUCGCGGAGAUGAAGAAUACCGCCAGCACCAGAUCGGUACCAAUACUUUCAACACCACAGUCGAUUCUCUUUGUGGAUCUACGGUUAUCCCCGGGCGAGAGUAGAUCGUACAAGUUCAAGUUCACUUUACCAAAGGGCAUUCCACCGACCCACAGGGGUAAGGCGAUCAAGAUAACGUACAACCUCGUCCUGGGAACCCAGAGGCCCGGAAAGGGCGUCGUACAACCUACGAUAAUAGAAAUACCCUUCCGGGUCUUUCCUCACGUCAAUGGCAACGGAAGUUUGGACACACAUAACCUAAUGUCACCUGUUGUACUGCUGCGGGAUGAAGCAAAAUCUGAAUGCCUUGAUGAACCACGGUUACCCACACCAUCGGUGUCACACGGCAAGCGGGACAGGAAACAAGAGUCUUCACUGGACGAUUUCCUGUCGUACGUCGACAACCUGCUUGCUCCCCAGGACUCUAGUUACAAUGUCGCCGGCUCGCUCGGCCUCCUGUCGCCUUCGUUUGCACCUACCAACAAGCGAUUGUCGGUAUACGAGGACGUAUCGUCAACUCCCAGAGAUGCGGUAGAGAUGGCUUUGACGGGCGGUCAAGGCGCGAGCCCCUGCAGCAUCUUUGAAAUUGCAAGGAACGGCCAUCGCGUAGCAGCAAUCACUCUCGCUAGACCUGCAUAUAAACUCGGCGAGAGCUUGAUGGCGAUCAUCGACUUCACGGGAGCCAAAAUUCCCUGCUAUCAUAUUCACGCCAGUCUCGAGUCGUCGGAAAAAGUAGAUCCGUCCUUCGCGUUACGUUCCGCAUCGUCGAUACACCGCGCAACCCGGAAAAUCUACGCCCGACACUCGGAAUCCACACUCUUCGCGAACCGCAUCAUAUUCACACCUACCAUUCCGGUAUCGGCCACUCCCGAAUUCCACACCAGUGGAAUAUCCAACUCGUGGUUUUUACGAUUCGAGUUUAUCACCUCUGCCGUUUCAACACGGGUGCAGACCCGGUCUGACGGCUUGGUCGAUGACUUGUUGGAACAGACAUAUGCGGAUGAUCGUGGAGAACUGUAUGAACCACGCCAGGGUAUUCCCGUGGAAAGCUUCGAUGCUAGCAUUCCGGUCAAGAUAUAUCCGAAUGGCGCUGAUCCCGGUACUGCUGGAAGCGUCAUCGGUGUUCAGACCAAUGCUGCGGCGUCGGUGGGCUUCCCGGUCUAAUAUGAGAAAAUAUCUCGUUGUUUGCAUACAUGAUAGAAACCUCACAGUCUCUCCGUGGCCCGGGGGAGAUAUCUUGUCCCGUUUAUAACUGGCAUGGUGUUUUCUUCCUGGGUGUUUUCUCAUUCUCUUCG